AUGACAUUUCUGGGUCGCCAGUCGUCCGCACUCAGACUUGGCUUUGCCGGUGUCCCGCGGCCGGCCAGUAGUUUGCCCCAGAUGAGAGAGGAGCAACCAAAUUUCUCCCCUCCCCUUGUCAUCAAGGUUCCAAACGAGCUUACUUCCAUCAAGGCUACGGCCCGCGACGCCCUACACAGUGGCCCAAGGACCCGGUAUGUGGCAAGCCAGGAGGUCGUCUAA
Molecule: messenger RNA, 222 nt
Organism: Colletotrichum spaethianum
Lineage: Eukaryota; Fungi; Ascomycota; Sordariomycetes; Glomerellales; Glomerellaceae
Exons: 1
Coding region: 1-222 (73 amino acids)
Source: RefSeq, a predicted model, not a curated record